Messenger RNA from Gryllus bimaculatus (two-spotted cricket), 72 nucleotides. Lineage: Eukaryota; Metazoa; Arthropoda; Insecta; Orthoptera; Gryllidae. The record is from the annotation of a GenBank genome assembly.
AUGAUACCCGGUGGGGUUCGUUUGAAGUCUCGACUUCAGCUUGAUUUAACUUUCAUAAGAAUUCAACGUGUA